AUGCCACAGGCCAGCCAUGAUGACGGGAGUCACAAGAGGCGCUCAGUAAUACAUGUGCUCCCAGAUCCUCUGUUCAUUCUGCUCGUUGGUGAAGGAAAUUUGAGCUUCAGUUAUGCGCUUGUCAAACGCCUGUCCCGCAGCGCGGUUGUCCGCCGUGCGACGCAGAAUGAGGUGGUAGCGAGCGAGCGGCGGCGCGGCAUCGUAGUAGAGGUGGUGGCAACCACCUUUGACAGUGAGGCAGAGGUGUCGCGCAAGUAUCCGGAGGCGGUGGGGUUCCUCGCGUACUUUGCAGCGAAGCAGCGCGUGCGUGUAGGCUACUACGGCGAUGUGAACGCGACGUCGCUGUCGUCCGCCGCUGCCCCGCUGCGAGAUCACCCCUUUCACCUUGUCAUCUUUAAUAAUCCCCACAUCGGAUUCGAGGAUCUCUACCGACAUAUCGCCCUGCUGUCGCACUUCUUCCGCAGCGCCAGCGAGCUGCACAAGCGGACACCGACAGUGGACUUUGCCCAGGAGAUCGUGGUCACUCUCUGCGAUGAUCAAGCGCAGCGGUGGGACUUGCUCGGAUGCGCGGCGCGGAACGGCUACAUAUGCGUCGCGGCUGUGCCGAUACGCUCCGCCGACUUUCCCGAGUAUACAAACCGCCGUCACCAGCGCCACGCCGCCUUCCCGUUUCGUAUCAUGGUGCAGUACUACUUUGUGGCCCCGCAAGACGCGCUGCACGAGGUGCUGCGCGACCUCUCCGCGGAAUUGACACUGUGGGAGCAGGAGCGCCAGUCGCGUCUCCAUGAGGGAUUACCCUGCAGCUAUACCUGCGUGGAAUGGUUGCGCGUGGCAAAGUCGAACUUUGGCUAUUCUCCCCAAGCCGCCGACGCGACGGCAGAAGUCAGCGACUCCACCGCUACAAGCCCGUGCUUCUCGAGCGGUGACGACUUCUCUGUCAACGGAUCCGCCGGCUCUGCGCAGCAACCUUUGCCGCUUCUCCAUCCGACGCUGGUGGCCUGCGUUGUGGGAGCAGCUGCUAUGGCGCCUUUCUCCUCCGACCCUUCUGCGGACCACACACAGGCGUUCAUGCCGUACUUGCCCAGCUCUACGUGGAUCCGUCUGUAUCGAGCACAGCGCUUGGCGGAGCGGCGGUUGUGCUCCUCUCCUGCUCUUGCGCCGCCGAAGGCACCUCCGCUACCGCCUCACCUGGACUCGUUGAUGCUUGGCCGCCCACUCACGUCGAAAGAGGCCAAGAAGCUUGAGCGCUACUUGUCUGGCUACGGCGCCGCGAUGAGGGCAAAGGCUCAGCAACGCCGACCAGCCGAGACGCAGGCGGCCUGUGCAUGUCGCUGCAACGAGUGCCAGCCGGCUCGCACCUUCGAGACGGACGCCGAUCUGCGACAGCACCAGCUCGCGAGGCACUGUGACGCGACUCUACCCGCGCCAACGCUGUACGCGCGUGUGCACGAGCAGGUGGUGGAGACUGCAAGUCACCGCCUGGAGAAAGCUCUGGAUGGCUUGGAUAUCCAGGACGGCGGCGAUAGCAGUUACUGCGAGGUGUGCGGACUGCGUUUCAAGAGCGGCGAUGCUUACGAAGAGCACCUCCACUACUUAUCUCCCCUUCCAGGCGACGAUGCAGCGAACUUGGUGUGCACCGUCUGCCAGCCGGUGAAGUGCUUUACCGACCGCCGCGCACUUGAGCAGCAUCGCGUCACAAAGCACGCGGCAGGGGACUGA
Leishmania mexicana MHOM/GT/2001/U1103 is the source of this 1719-nucleotide messenger RNA. RefSeq lists its product as hypothetical. Gene Ontology annotation, molecular function: rRNA (uridine-N3-)-methyltransferase activity. The transcript has a single exon. Gene Ontology annotation, cellular component: cytoplasm. Gene Ontology annotation, biological process: rRNA base methylation. The record is from RefSeq and is a predicted model, not a curated record. The coding region runs from base 1 to 1719 and encodes 572 amino acids. Lineage: Eukaryota; Euglenozoa; Kinetoplastea; Trypanosomatida; Trypanosomatidae.